UUCGAUACGAUCCAGAGAAACGACGCGGAACGCGGUGAUUCUCGGUGCCGCGACUUGCCGGCUUCGUCGAUGCGACCGGUUUCGUCAGCAUCGGUGCAAAUGCCACCGAUCUCGGUACGAUUCGAUAUCAAGAUCGACGGCGCGAUGAGAUAAUCGCAGGACUACUCUUCGUAUCCGAACACGAGCCUCGGCGACCCAGCCUUCUUCGGCCGUCCGUACUCAGUCCUCAGUGUAGGCUAGUCGGUCGCCGAUCGAGUCGGUCACACUGCCUCGCCUUAUCGCGUCGCCCUGGACGUUGGACACUCCCUCCGACUGCCCAAAGAUCCUUUGUUUCCUCGUUAAAUAAACUAUGGAAGUACUGGAACGGUCUCAAAAUUGAGGAGGACCUGUACCAGCUCGUUGCGCCUUCGUUCCACCUGACUAUCCAGUGACAGGGUCGCGCUUCUGACCGCAACGUCAGGGAAAUCAUCAUGACCUCUGCGUGCUCUGGAAACUGCACGGAGACUGGAUUUCUUCCGGAGACAAUCGUCAGGGAAACGUGGGUCCUGUGGAACCUGGUCGUUGAUCGUGUUGGAGUCGCGGAGUACCAGCCAUGGAUCUUCUCCCUCCUUGGUAGCGUCAUGGUAGGCCUCUCGGGGGUCUUUCCUAUGUUUGUUGUUUCUCUCGACGACAGCCAGGAUCUUAAACAUGGAGCCAAUGCUGGUACGCUGAAGAUGCUUUUGAGCUUUGCGGUUGGUAGCCUCUUAGCCGAUGUCUUUCUACAUUUACUACCCGAAGCCUGGGCUAACAAGACAUUGAACAAAGUGGAUCGAAAUGGACAUCGUUCGACGACGUGUGGACUGUGGGUUCUGACUGGCUUCCUGCUCUUUGUCAUCGCUGAGAAAAUCUUUACCGGAGAGCUCCAGAGAAACGAAGAUACAAAAGAGGAGGAAGACUCGGAGAAGAAAGCUUCUGACGAAGUGGACAACAACAACUGCCUAACCGCUAUCGAAAACGAUCUUAAAAGUCCGUUGAUGAAACUCCUGGCCGAAACGCGAUCAGUUAGCGACAUAAACGGAUCCAAGAAAACAAAACAGUGGGGUCCUAUCGGCGGUUACUCGCCCUACAUCUCCCGAGUCCGUUUUCUAGGAUGUGACAUCGGCCUCAGGACUAAUCGAAUUCCAAAGAAUCCGAAAGAGAUACUCGACCGUCUAGAUCCUAACCAAACGAAGAAAGAAAAGAAAAAGCCUAAGCAUGUAUCCGGGUAUCUCAACUUAAUGGCAAAUUGCAUCGAUAAUUUUACCCAUGGCCUAGCCGUAGGAGGAUCGUUCCUCGUCUCUUUCAGACUCGGGGCGUUCACGACGCUAGCCAUCUUGGUUCACGAAAUCCCACACGAGAUCGGAGAUUUUGCGAUUCUCUUGAAGAGCGGGUUCACGAGAUGGGACGCCGCCAGGGCGCAGCUUUUGACCGCAACCGGUGGGAUACUGGGGGCGCUCAUCGCCAUCUCGUGCUCCGGAGGCGGUGGCGUCGAGUCGAAAACCAGUUGGAUACUUCCAUUCACGGCAGGUGGAUUUCUGCACAUCGGUAUGGUUACGGUAUUACCGGAAUUGCUCCAGGAAUCGAAUCCCAGGGAAUCCUUGAAACAAUUUGCGGCACUCCUUGGAGGCAUCGUCUCAAUGGCCGUUCUGACCUGCAUCUGCGACUAAAAGCUAACGCUUUUUCCACGUGGAUCGAUCUUCCGGUGAAUCUAUGGAAUCUAUGCCGCCCGCGAUCGGCAUGUUACUCGCUAGCUCGGAAAAAAAGAGAUGACCUUUUCAACUUCCUUCGCUCUCCCCGAGAUGAAUCAUUUCUUGGCUCGAUUUCUUUUACAAAACAAAGGACAAGACGCAACGAAAGCGCAGCGAGCGUUCAAAGUAGACUUCCUUCGUCCUAAGCUUCACAGAAAUGAAUAUUUUUAUCCAUGUACAUAGAGUUAAGCGCGUGCUAAGGACAAGGUAAGUCGUGCAACUACUCUUGGAAAGGGCGACGCAUACCUGCUUACGAAGCGAAUUGCGCGAUAGAACACAUUUCAUUUUUCCUGUUGCCGCGAAUUACACGCGACGAGAAGACUGCUUUUGCCCUGGCGAAGUUCGUGACCACCCUUGCAUCUACCUUCUACGUACGUCGUCACGAUGGGACCACGAGCUCGGGCUCGCACCACUUAACAUCCAUUAGCGGAAGAACCUAAGUGGCUUUGUUUAUUUCGCGCGUGAAUAGUCGAGCCGACCCUGUCUAUGGCGUACAGGCAUGUUUUUUGAAAAACCGAAAAACGAUCGAUUCGUUAACGUAACCGUGGUACAAAUUCAUUACAUUUGGCGAAGUGAUUACGAGUUUCCAUUGUUCUACCUUCACCGACGAGUCGUUGUAGGAAACGUGUCCACGUCACGCGGUCCGUUCAAAAUUUAACGGUUUAUCACGAUCUAUUCUUGUACUUAAGAAAUUCUCUUUGCGAGCUCCCUUUCGUAUUUACCGAACUCAAAGUAUCGAAAAGGGUGUGUACCGUACGUUUGUAUAAUACAAAGUUGGUUUUUGUA
Orussus abietinus is the source of this 2552-nucleotide messenger RNA. RefSeq names its product zinc transporter ZIP13 (gene Zip99C). Gene Ontology annotation, biological process: zinc ion transmembrane transport; intracellular zinc ion homeostasis. Gene Ontology annotation, cellular component: membrane. Gene Ontology annotation, molecular function: zinc ion transmembrane transporter activity. The transcript has 4 exons. NCBI's taxonomy places the organism in Eukaryota, Metazoa, Arthropoda, Insecta, Hymenoptera, Orussidae. The coding region runs from base 471 to 1685 and encodes 404 amino acids. The record is from RefSeq and is a predicted model, not a curated record.